Sycon ciliatum is the source of this 10024-nucleotide messenger RNA. RefSeq names its product receptor-type tyrosine-protein phosphatase delta-like. The record is from RefSeq and is a predicted model, not a curated record. Bases 215 to 8962 code for a protein of 2915 amino acids. Gene Ontology annotation, molecular function: protein binding; protein tyrosine phosphatase activity. The transcript has 46 exons. NCBI's taxonomy places the organism in Eukaryota, Metazoa, Porifera, Calcarea, Leucosolenida, Sycettidae. Gene Ontology annotation, biological process: protein dephosphorylation.
AGCCCACCAACCAGCCCACCAACCAGCCCACCAACCAGCCCACCAACCAGCCCACCAACCAGCCCACCAACCAGCCCACCAACCAGCCCACCAACCAGCCCACCAACCAGCCCACCAGUGGACUGUGGAGCACCACCAACUAAUAUUCCUGGUGGUAAAUUUCCAUCUGGAAGUCUAACAACAGCUGGUACGACCCUCACGAUAAAGUGUACUGAUGGAUAUACACCUCAAACUGGCAAAUGGCAAAUGGACACCUACACUUCAUAUACCUUGCAUUCCAAUACUUCCGACUGUGACAUACAACACCACUUCAACUUCAAUAACUGCGAAUUUUUCUAAUUAUGAACCAAUGACUGGACAAUUCUGUGUGAAACACAAUCGAUCCUUGACACCGGUCUGUGAGGAAACGUUUAGUGUACAAAUAACUGGCCUCCGGCCAUACACAAACUACUCAUUGUUUUCCUACACAAAAACAGAUGCCCUACAAUCACUGAAUACUGCUACUGUGAUUGUGAGGACCAACGCUUCGGACUGCGGUGUCCCCAAGAAUCCAACUGGAGGUACCUACGUGUUUACGUCUACAAAGCAAGGAGCUACUGCAACAGCUAAGUGUAAUGACACAUGGUCCCUCAAACCUACCUCCGGCAACUCUAUUUCAUGCACAGUAGCUGGUAUGUGGUCACCUCUUGAUUCACCUUGCAUUCGGGACUGUGGAUCACCACCAGGCAAUAUUCCUCAUGGUACAUUCCCAACUGGAAGUCCAACAACGGCUGGAAGUAAACUCACGGUGAUGUGUGAUACUGAUUCUGGAUAUACAGCUAAUACUACGACACCACAGAACAUAUCUUGUGGCACUGAUGGUAAUUGGACACCGAUGCUUACGAAUCCUUGUAUCCGGGACUGUGGAUCACCACCAGGCAAUAUACCUCAUGGUACAUUCCCAACUGGAAGUCCAACAACAGCUGGAAGUAAACUCACGGUGAUGUGUGAUACUGAUUCUGGAUAUACAGCUAAUACUACGGCACCACAGAACAUAUCUUGUGGCACUGAUGGUAAUUGGACACCGACGCUUACGAAUCCUUGUAUCCGGGACUGUGGAUUACCACCAGGCAAUAUUCCUCAUGGUACAUUCCCAACUGGAAGUCCAACAACAGUUGGAAGUAAACUCACGGUGAUGUGUGAUACUGGAUAUACAGCUGAUACUACUACAGCACAGGCCAUAUCUUGUGGCACUGAUGGUAAUUGGACACCGACGCUUACGAAUCCUUGUAUCCGGGACUGUGGAUCACCGCCAGGCAAUAUUCCUCAUGGCACAUUCCCAACUGGAAGUCCAACAACAGUUGGAAGUAAACUCACGGUGAUGUGUGAUACUGGAUAUACAGCUGAUACUACUACAGCACAGGCCAUAUCUUGUGGCACUGAUGGUAAUUGGACACCGACGCUUACGAAUCCUUGUAUCCCAAUGCUCCCGACUGUGACAUACUCCAGCAAUUCAACAUCAAUAACUGCACACUUUUCUGCCUUUGAAAACAGGACCACAGAUUUCUGUGUGAAAAAUAAUACAUCCGGAGCUGUUAUAUGCAAAAAAACUUUGAAUGUGACGAUAUCAGGUCUCUAUUCAUACACAAACUACUCAGUAUCUUCCAACACAAAAACUGGUCAACUGCCAUCACAGUUUACUGCUGCUGUGAUUGUGAUGACCAGCGCUUCAGCUCCGUCUCAAUCUCCCGUAUUUAAUCUAUUUCCUGGUGCCACUUCUGUCCUCUUGGUGUGGACAAAGGUAAAAAAAACGCAUAUCAAUGGUGAUCCAAAAGGGUAUGAUAUAUUCUACAACGAAUAUGGAGCCACAAGCAAUGUUCACAAUAUACGUGUUGACCCUACUGUCGCUCAGAAAAUAGUCUCUGAUUUAAAUUUCAGCACAAAUUACACAUUCUCAAUGGCUGCCAUAUCAUCCGGUGGAAGAGGACCAAAUCUAACCCAAACUAUUGUUACAACCCAGGAACGGCCCAGUUUACCUAUAAUCAACUCCACGGAUAUAACAUCAACAACAGUUACUAUCAAUCUUCAGAUUGUUCCAGGACACUAUCAUUUCUCCCAGUUUUGUUGUAACUUCACGAGGUCUUCAGUGUCGGACAUAAUAAUGUCAGGUUUGGAUACAGUGAGCAUUUGCAAACAAGUUAGCCCCAUCAUCUUGUCUCCAGUUGAGGAAGAUGCCACCUACACAAACACACAAUGUGCCACACAAAAUACACUUGGAGUGAUUGGACUGCCAAACAUGCUUGGUGACUUUAGUACAAGAACAGCAGCUCCAAGUGUGGCACCUGGCAACUUUACCUUGGACUCCAGAACAGCAACAACAGUAACACUCAACUGGACUGCUGUAGACCCAUACAAGCUGAAUGGAAAGCUGGUUGCAUACCAUGUUGACUGUGCAUAUCAGAAUGGCAGACAUGUGACAUCGGCCAGUACCAACAACACCCAUGCAACACUCUCAGGACUAACUUUUGAUACAACAUACAACUUAUCACUGGUCGCUAAAUCAACCGGUGGUACCGGCAGCUACGAGAGUCGCCUGCAAAGUUCUACCACCCAGGAUGCACCGCCAGCACCCAUGUUCAUGGUUUCAACAUCAACAACAUGGAUAUCUGUGACUUUCACCAAACUGACUGGACAAUUCGAUGUUGCAAAUUACUACUGUGACUUCACGCAACUUUCCGUGUCCGGAACUGAUUCAAAGGAAAAAACCAUACGUCUUUGCAGCCAAACCAUAUACCUCAAUCUGACUGGAACUGAAGAAGAUGCCAUGUAUAGCCUGACAGCGUUUGCCAACAAUACAGAAGGGCAUAUUGGCGAGAAUGCUACAAUGAACAAUGUGAUAACUAAACCAGCAGCUCCAGAUGAUCCCCCGGGAGCACUGACCAUCGGAUCAAAAUCACCUACAUCUAUCUCUAUUUCCUGGACACCAGUUGAUUAUCUGCGUCUGAACGGGGAAUUACUGGGUUACAGUGUGAAAUAUACAGAUGAAGGAAUGGUCGUAACCAUGUUCAAUGUGACCCUGUCAGAGAAAGCUAACAUACCCGGCUUGGACCCAGGUUAUACAUACAACAUUGAGGUAGCAGCAAUCUCAACUGGUGGUAUUGGCCCAUAUACUUCUCCGGUAAAAGCUACCACCACACAAGAAUUUGCGCCAAACCCAAGCGUUUUUGUGGAGAUAUUUCCAACAAAGGUCAUUGUGAACAUCUCUGCAAGCACAGGAAAUUACCGUUUCUCCGAGUUCUGCUGUUACUUCACGAGGUAUUCCGUAUCUAACAUACCAAAGUCCAACAGGUAUAUGGUGACGGUUUGUAACCGUACUAGUCCCAUUGUCUUCUCACCUGUUGAGGAGGAUGCCAGUUACGGUAACCCGCGGCCAUACUGUGUAAUAAAGGACACACGUCCGGUUGACGGAUAUCCCACAUUUAUUCAAAACUUCACCACACCAGCAACAGCUCCACAUGUAGCCCCGUCAGAUAUACAAUUCAAUUCAAGCACAGCUACAACUGUCCAUAUCAGCUGGUCGGCAGUGAACCCAUACGAGUUAAAUGGAGUACUGGUGGGCUACAACGUCACAUGCUGGCAAGGUACGAACCUGAUAACAUAUGUGCGCACUACAACAGAGAACGCGAACGUGACUGGCUUGAAGUUCAACUCCAUGUAUAAAGUUUCAGUUGCAGCCAUCUCAUCAGGAGGGCUAGGUAUUUACUCAAAGUACACCAAUGUCACUACAUCACAGAAUGCACCUCCGGCUCCAGUCAUCUAUUACAUAUCAGCAACAGCAACAUCAAUAACCUUCGGUUUCUUCCCGCUCACUGGAUACUUCGCCAUUGGCAGUUACUGCUGCAACUUUACAAGAACAUCAGUGUCAGGAAUACCUGGAUCGGGAGCAGCAACCAUUACAAUAUGCAGUGCGACCACAACUGUCCUGCUGAAGGGAGCUGAGGAAGAUGCUAUGUACAACGUGGUAGCAUUCGCCUACAAUACAGCUUGGGAUAGGGGAAAUAGCACAGCACGUAAUGGUGUGACAACUAAAGCAGCAGUGCCAGCGGCUUUCCCUACAGGACUAAUAGUAUCGUCAACAGGCUACACAUCAGUCUCCAUCUCAUGGACGCCAAUCAGUAAUCCGUUUCACCUCAAUGGGCGCUUUGUAGGUUACCACGUCCGAUAUGAAGAAGAAGGAACGGCUCUACCACCUCUCAAUGUUUCUUGGCCACAUGCCACACUGAGCAAUUUGAGGGCAGGCUAUACGUAUAGCAUUCGCGUUGCAGCAAUCUCAACCGGCGGUAUUGGAUUGUAUGCUCCUCCUCUCAAUAGGACUACAAAUCAAUACUUUCCACCAACUCCAAAGGUCACAUCUAACUCAUCAACUCCAGCAACAAUUACUGUGGUGUUUGGCGCACUGACUGGUCAUUUCACAAUUCAUCGGUAUUGCUGUCUGUACCACCGUGAACUAGUCUCCGGGACUCCAUCGCCAACAACCUCUACAACGGUUUGCAGUCAAGUCACAACCAUCAUACUGAAAAACCUGGAGGAGGAUGCAACGUACUGCAUAGAGGGGUUUGCCAACAACACUGCCAUGAAGAUUAGCCCACAUACAACGGCAUUCAGUCUCAAAACUAAACCCGAAGCCCCAUCUGAGCCACCCGCAUCUGUAAGCAUCACCAAUGUCAACAGAACAUCACUGACAGUAGUAUGGAGUGAAGUACCCUUGCUUGGUCGCAACGGUCCAAUCACACACUAUCUGGUCAAGUACUACAACAGCCAUGACCGACGUGUUGGAAGUGAUCAGCUCUCACUCACGCUGCAUCACCUUCAGCCUAACACAAACUACAACAUCAGUGUAUCGGCUAUAGGUCACGGAGGUCAAAGUGGACCUUUCAGCAGUGAGGAGAUUGUCAGAACACUCGAAGCUGUACCCAACAAACCAACCGUCAAAUUCACUUCAACAUCAACCAGUGUGAGGGCAGUGGUGACAUCCGAGUCACCGUACUGGAAUGCUCAUCAGUACUGCAUCACAAUCCAAGCAACCAAGAGAGUGGACGGCAAACCAAUACCUGAUGAACUGCGUCAACUCGUGAAACACAAUUGUACAGAUAAUGGUGUAUUUGAGUUUCACAAUCUUGAGGAAUAUGUAGUCUACAACACCCGGACCUGGGUCCAAAAUGGAAGGGGAGAGAAUGGUAGCACUUCUGUGCAACUUGUUAAGACUAAGGAGGGAGUUCCAAGUCGUGCUCCGUCAAACCUGGCUGUUACCAGCGAGACUAGCACAUCUGCUCAGCUGCAAUGGUCUCCAAUUCCCCUACUGGACCAGAAUGGAAAAAUCACAUUAUACCACGUCAACGUCACGGCUAUCUAUCCCGUCAGUGAAGUCUCAGGCCAAACAUUCAAUGCAUCUGCCCUUAAUGGAACUAUUGUCGGGUUGAAACCAUACACGAUUAAUGAAGUUGCCAUUGCCGCUGCUACUGGUAUUGGCAGGGGAGAUAUCUCUGACUUCACAUGGUUCCAGACCCAGCAAGCAGCACCAAGUAUUGGACCAACCGUGACCAACACAUCCUACUUGAGCAGCACUGCUCUGCAACUGGCCUGGCGAGAGCUCGCACAGCAAGAUCUAAACGGUGUGUUGGUACGCUAUGACAUCAUGAUUGUCAGCCCUGGAAACUACACACAGGUGUUCAAUGUGACAAGCAACGAGACCAGUCUGACUAUCACCCAGCUUGAGAUCUACACUGUGUACAACCUGUCUGUGAGGGCUGUGACAGAGGGUGGACCUGGUCCAUUUGGCAGCCAAGUACAACAACGUACAGAUGAAUCUACUCCUGAUACUGUCACCAAUGUGAGCGUUGUGUUCCGAACAAACACCACCAACGUUGCAGCCAACAUCUCCUGGACACGGCUGACAGACGAUCGAGGUAUUAUCACUAACUACACGGUCCACUACGGUCAACUAGACUCAACACAGGAAGACCAGAUGGUGACGGAUGAAAACCAAACAGGACCAGCAGACUAUGAUAAUAUCACUGUCUCCGGUAACCAUAGCAAUGCCUUGAUCCACUCACUGGUGGAAAAGAAACGCUACGGAUUCUAUCUAGUUGCAAGCACAAGAAUCGGCACCGGUCCAUCAAGCAAGCCUGUCUCUUCACCAGGAGCAGCAAGAUUUCCCGGCCAGCCGGAGUCAAUCGAAGCCAAGUUCGUUGGGAGCACUGCCACAGCAGAGCUGACAUGGAAGCCCAGUUCAACAGGUGGAGAGCCAAGCGGUUUCAGGAUGUUCGCAUUCUACGAAGAAGUUGUGGAUGAGCAGCUGCAGCAGCAGAGUAGGAGAAGAAGACGUCGAAACGUGCCGAAGACGACUGUGAUGAAUAUCAGUGAGGAUGUAGGUGGACAGGAAACAACGGGGCGUAUCCAAAACCUCCCCACCGGAAAGAACUACGCAUUUGACGUGGUAGCAAUGGUCAAUUUCAGUGGCAACGUCUGGCUGAGCCCGGGCACUGUCGACAUAGACAACUUUGGCAAUGCGACAACCAUUCGCCUGCCAGAACCCGUUACUGGUGAAUCCAGUUCGGUAGUCAUCAUCGCUGCAGCUGCUGGUGCUGCGUUUCUCUUCAUCAUUGUACUUCUGAUUAUUCUCCUCAUCCGACACAAAAGGAGGUCCAAGGCAAGCAUGGCGUUCCCCAAGUCUCUGUCGGUGAAGAUUGACUCAGUGCAGUUGCACACUACACGCGGAGGCAACGACACAGGCUCAUUCGCUGGCCUUGUGGUGAUGGAGAACGAGUGUAGCCUGACAGAUGCCACCACAGUCAACGCAGGUCUGGGAGAGGUGGCCACGCUGCCGUGCGAGCUCAAAGUCGACAACCCACUGGAGAGUGUUGCAUGGAGGAGAGGUAAUAAGAACAUUGAUUGUCACGCCGCCGGUGGAGAGCGAUACCGGAUCAUGGACAAUGGAGCACUGCAGAUUGAGAACACGUGUAAGGAGGAUGCUGGAGAGUACACCUGCAUUUCACAGAGUGAUGAGAGUACUGGAGCUAGUCUGACACAGACCAUUAUGCUGAUGGUGGCAGGGGCUCCUGGGCAGAUCAACGCAUCAUCAACAUUUAAUGUGCCGGUGGCGGCAGGCAACGCAGCCAGUGAUGUUGGGCAUCCUGUGAAAGUUAGCGGCUUUCGGCAGUAUGUGUCAACCAUGCACUCAACCAACAACGCAGCAUUCAGCACUGAGUUCAAGACGCUGGCCGAAGUUGGCAAAACUCAACCAAAAGCCAUUUCCAUCAAGUAUCCAAGGAAGAAUCGCUAUGGCAACAUUGUCGGAUAUGAUCCAGCUCUGGUGUUCCUGCCUGUGAUUGACGGUGAUGAAGAGAGCACAUACAUCAAUGCUGCCUACAUGGAUGGUUACAAGAAACCCAAGAAGUACAUUGCUACCCAAGGACCUCUGCCCACCACUCUGGAUGACUUCUGGCGUAUGGUGUGGACUCAGAACUCUCGUAUCAUAGUCAUGUUGACUCGUGUGAUGGAAAUGGGCAAGCGUAAGUGUGAGCAGUACUGGCCUGACGAAGCACAGCAAUACGGUGACAUCUUGAUCACACCGGUGGAGAAGACCAGCCUUGCUGAGUACACCAUUCUGCAGUUCCAGAUGGAGCAGGGCGAUGAAAUACGUCAAAUAUAUCAUUUCCACUUCAUUGCCUGGCCGGAUCACGAUGUACCCAAGUUUGCUACGGGCCUCCUGGGAUUUCUAAAGCGUGUGCGACUGGAGCACAGCCGAUGGAUGUCCAUUGCUCCCGACGCUCCUCUCAUUAUCCACUGCAGUGCUGGAGUAGGACGUACGGGUGCCCUGAUCGCCAUUGACACACAACUGGACCGGGUUGCAGCAGAAACUGACAUUGAUAUCUACAAGUGCGUACACGACAUGCGCUGUCGUCGACAGCAGAUGGUGCAGACAAUGAGCCAAUACAUGUUCAUUCACGAUGCUGUACUUGAGGAGAUCCUGUGCGGUUCAACAGCAAUCCAACCACAGGACCUGCGCAUUCGCAUCAAACGUCUCGGCAAGCAGGAAGACGGCAAGCAGGAGACCAUGGCUGCACAGCUUUUAUCCACAUUGGCCAGUAUUAGUCCCCAUGCAUCACCGGAGAACUGUGCUGCAGGCAUGCGCGAGGAGAACCGAUCAAGGAACAGAGACAUGAACAGACUUCCACUCGAUUCAUCUCGUGUGGUGAUUGUUGGAGCUAGUGACCUGGCUGAGAACCAGCCUGAGGACGCAGUACCACCUGGUCCUGUCUACGUCAAUGCCAGCUAUGUUGAUGGUCUACACAACAAGGGUGUGUUCAUAGCUACGCAGGGACCACUCACCAGCACUGUCGUCGAGUUCUGGGCAAUGGCCUGGGAGAACUUCACACACAGCAUUGUCAACCUGACACAGCUGAUGGAACAUGACAAGGAGAUGUGCGCCCGCUACUGGCCCGAAUCAGGCUCCGCCACAUAUGGACACUUCGAGACCAGUGUGGAGUCCGAGGAGAAGUACGACGACUACAGCAUCAUCAAACUGAGUGUGACCAAUACGAAGCAAAAGGAGGACAAUGUACGCACCAUCACCCUGUUCCACUACCGGACUUGGGAAGAGCAAAAAUGUCCGCCGUCACCUGGAUCAGUGCUGCAGCUCAUCGAGCGCCUUCUCAAGAACCAACAGCAGACUGGAAACAAGAAGAUCAUUGUGCAGUGCAGCGAUGGCUGUGGCCGCAGCGGUGCCUUCAUCGCCCUGUAUCGCAGCCUGGAGCGCAUGAAGCUGGAGAAUGUGGUCGACGUCUUCCAAACAGUCAAAUCGAUGAGAACCCAGCGGCCGCACAUGGUUUGCACCGAGGAUCAGUAUCGGUUCAUCCAUUCAGCUGUUGCUGGCUAUCUUUCUAGCCUUGAAGACAACGGCUAUGAUAACUUCAAGGUCUAACUCACUGCCUACUCUAUGCGUAGACUUCACCAUACUCACUCUGUACUCUCUGCGUAGAUUUCACCGUACCCAAGUAGCGAUAUGCUACCAGCGUCCUCAGCGAUCCAACCAUUGUUCAGUUUCUUAUUCGCCUUCUCACCUUCUUGUACAUGCUCUCUUCGUCCAUUUUUCUCAAUAUUUUGACCGUUUCAAUUUCCUCCUCAUCCUCUUCUUCUUUUUCUGUUUUAGUUUCUCCGCAUUUUUUGGUUAUGGACCACUUACAGCUUAUGGCUGAGCUAAGAAGAUACGCCAUGCAUACACCACGCACGCUCAUGUUGAUCCGACGUUAGAAUGUGAAUGAAAGAAGAAAGUUUAGGUGCUGUGAAACUAUCCCUCUCCUUACCCGGUUUAUGGAUCCAUUCCCUUCAUCAUGCUAUUGCCGUAUUUGCUGCAUGGCCGAUCAAGGGAAACCCCCUACCGUUCAGUAUUUUGUUGUGUGCCCGCACUGCUUUCAUCAUAAUAAUAUCCGCCACCGUUUCAGUACCAUCAUUUUACAUGUGUUUCGUAUUACACCGCAUCCCUUUUCUGCAUAGUACUGGGUGCAUGAGGUAGCUCCCGCUCUCCCCUGCAGGCCUGAGUGCCACACAUGGCAUCGAUCAGUGCAUAAAAUUGAACAGGCGCCGAUGCCUCUAAUUAAGUUUACGUGCAUAUUUCCUUCAUUCCUUCUGCUGCUUGCAAUAAAGUGCAUGACUGUAUUUUCAUUCUUCAAAAAUGUGCAUGUUGCUGGUACCACCGGUGACCUUGGCAAGGAAUUCGACAAUAUCGAUACCGCUGGUCACUCAACCAAGUUUCUUCUUUGCCGCUGUUUCUCCGUUCUGCAGCGGAGCAGAGCUGAAGUAAUGCUGCCGAGUGUCUUAUGCUGUAUACAUGUAUGCAUGCAGAUUGUCUCCAUGAUACUUUCAUGCUCUGGCUUCUUCAUCUCUAAACCACUUGAUCAAAGUUUCAUAUUUGCAAGCUUCUCAUUUUACACUUUCCUCUUCUGUUUGAAAAUAAUGAUAAGGUCAUGUAUGUCACCCAAGUGCA